Messenger RNA from Brassica oleracea var. oleracea, 762 nucleotides. RefSeq lists its product as uncharacterized. NCBI's taxonomy places the organism in Eukaryota, Viridiplantae, Streptophyta, Magnoliopsida, Brassicales, Brassicaceae. The transcript is spliced from 2 exons. The record is from RefSeq and is a predicted model, not a curated record. The coding region runs from base 1 to 762 and encodes 253 amino acids.
AUGGGAUCAACACACGCUACUAGGACGUCGCAUCUAGGGAUCCCGUGGAAGGCUACUCUGGCUUUUCUAAUUGUCAAUGGCCACUGGGCUCUUCCUCCUGCAAGAUCCGAAAAUCAGGUCAAUGUCGCUUCCUAUUUAACUACUAUUGAUCUGCAGGAUCAAGAAGAUGAUUACGAAUGGCGGAUUGGCAACAACUCUUCAGCUAACUACAUGACCCGUCAAGUUUACCAGGAGCUAAGGGGAGCUCAUCCGACAGUCAGUUGGAGCUCAGCUGUAUGGAUAAAACGAGGAAUCCCAAGGCAAUGUUUCCUCACCUUGCUCUUUGUGCUCAAUAGAUGUCCAACUAGAGACAGGAUGAUCGGUUGGGGUUUGCAAACACCUCCGACUUGUCUUCUCUGUAACUUGGGAAUUGAAACUAGAAACCACUUGCUGUUCGCUUGUCCCUUCAGCUUUGGAGUCUGGAAUGCGAUCGCUGCUCGGUGCUCCCUGGCUGCGACUCCUGACUGGACUUCCACUCUGAUUCGCAUGCAAACACUUCCUAUCAAGAGUUUAACUUCUCAGCUCUCUCUCUGGUGCUGGCAGGCAACGAUCUACUCGAUUUGGACUGAGAGAAACUCAAGGCUCCACAGAAACACCUUUCGAUCUCAAGACUCCCUGAUCAAGCAAAUUGAUCUUCAAAUCCGUAACAAGAUCUCUUCGCUUAGACCUUUCUCUCCUCGACUCUCCUCUUCCCUCCUACAGCUCUGGUUCUCCACAGAGUAA